AUGGAUAACAAGCUGGAUGUCUUCAGGAGGGAAUUAGUGGAUGUUCAAGGUAUCCCUCUCUUUUGGAGCAUUGCUGAGCAAUGGUCCCAAGUAGAGUCAUUUGAAGCCCGACCUGAUGAUCUUUUGAUCUCCACCUAUCCCAAAUCCGGAACAACUUGGAUCAGUGAAAUACUGGAUCUGAUCUAUAACAAUGGGGAUGCAGAGAAAUGUAAACGGGAUGCAAUCUACAGACGAGUACCAUUCAUGGAGCUUAUAAUUCCUGGAAUAACAAAUGGUGUUGAAAUGCUGAAAAACAUGCAGUCUCCUCGACUAGUGAAAACACAUCUUCCUGUUCAGCUGCUUCCUUCCUCAUUCUGGAAAAAUGACUGCAAGAUGAUCUAUGUGGCACGGAAUGCCAAAGAUGUGGCUGUUUCUUACUAUUAUUUCUACAAAAUGGCAAAAAUGCACCCAGAGCCUGGCACCUGGGAAGAGUUCCUUGAGAAAUUCAUGGCUGGGCAAGUGAGUUUUGGUCCAUGGUAUGAUCAUGUAAAGGGCUGGUGGGAAAAAAGAAAAGAAUACCGGAUCCUUUACCUGUUUUAUGAAGAUAUGAAAGAAGAUCCAAAGUGUGAAAUUAAAAAAUUAUUAAAGUUUCUAGAAAAAGACAUACCAGAAGAAACUGUAAAUAAAAUCCUCUACCAUAGCUCUUUCAAUGUAAUGAAGGAGAAUCCUAGUGCAAAUUACACCACUAUGAUGAAAGAAGAGAUGGACCACUCUGUAUCUCCUUUCAUGAGAAAGGGCAUUUCGGGUGAUUGGAAAAAUCAGUUCACUGUAGCCCAGUAUGAGAAAUUUGAAGAAGAUUAUGUCACGAAAAUGGAAGAAUCAACACUAAAGUUUAGAUCAGAGAUCUAG
This is a messenger RNA of Grammomys surdaster, 888 nucleotides long. Its product is annotated as sulfotransferase 1 family member D1. The record is from RefSeq and is a predicted model, not a curated record. The transcript has 7 exons. The coding region runs from base 1 to 888 and encodes 295 amino acids. Lineage: Eukaryota; Metazoa; Chordata; Mammalia; Rodentia; Muridae. Gene Ontology annotation, molecular function: sulfotransferase activity. Gene Ontology annotation, cellular component: cytoplasm. Gene Ontology annotation, biological process: sulfation.